Messenger RNA from Peniophora sp. CBMAI 1063, 741 nucleotides. Lineage: Eukaryota; Fungi; Basidiomycota; Agaricomycetes; Russulales; Peniophoraceae. The record is from the annotation of a GenBank genome assembly.
AUGCAGUCUCCGACACACCUCGAGCGUUCUCAGUCGCGCGGCCGCGGAUUCGAAUCGUCUGGACGUGGAGGCCUAGGCAACAUCCGCGCUUCAUCUGCGAGCCGCGAUGGACGCCCCGUCGAUGGCCCCGACGACUUUUCCGUCACGCGUGGACGUGAACCUCUUCCUGCAAGUGUGACCGGCACAUACACUUCCUCUGGAAGGGGCGGCGCCGGUAACAUACACUCGCCUUCGCGCACCCAUGAGGGCUCCGCGGCGGGGUACGAUGCCGAGCGGAUCCGCACAAUCGACGAAGCAAACGAGACCGGUGUGCACAGCACAGGACGGGGAGGAGUAGGAAAUAUCGUGCGCUCGGACUCCCGUUCUCAAUCACGCUCUCGUUCGCGCGGGCCCGCUCGCCACAGCAUUGGUAGAGGAGGAGCCGGUAACAUCAAGGCAGGCGAGCCGAGCGAGAUGACUAUCCAUGAGGUUGAGGAUGCUGAGCGUCAGGCUCAUUACCACGAACCGGGCAUGCAUUCUACGGGGAGGGGCGGACUUGGAAACAUCGCGCCUGAUGGCGGACCACGAGUAGAGGCCGUUGGUGCCGCCGGUCACCCUACGGAGAACCAAGAGUACACCAGCUCUGGACGCGGAGGCGCGGGCAACAUCCGCCAGCGCUCAGGCUCGCGCGAGCCGAGCAAAGUUUCCGCGUUCUUGCAUCGCCUGGGACAUGGCAAGGACGGUGAGGUCGAGGCGAAGUAG